CACGGAGGGUAUAGCCUUACAGUAGACCCCAGUUUAUACAUUUCUGUGGUUUAUAGUGCACUCAGUACUCCCUCUCUCCUCUGCGUCGGAGUGUUUGCAGCAUCAAAGAGUGACAUGGCUUCUAUUGUUGCUCACUUGCCUCCCCCAUUGUUGGUACAUGGUAGAAAAAACGUUUUCAGAACACCACAGAAACUGCCAGUUUCUUCCAUUAAAGAGAGACAGAAUGGUGUUACUGUUUUUGGGAAGGCCACUGGGGAAGGAUCUGAGUCUUCUACGUCCCUUAGUAUUGUUAAGUCUGUUCAAAAUGUUUGGGAACAGUGGGAUAACUUUGAAGAUCGGUUGGCUCUUCUUGGUUUGGGGUUUGCAGCUAUAGCCGCGCUUUGGGCUUCAGCAAACGUGAUCACGGCCAUUGACAAGUUGCCGAUCCUCCCAAGUUUCCUAGAAUUUGUUGGGAUACUGUUUUCUUCGUGGUUUAUAUAUCGGUAUCUCUUAUUCAAACCUGACAGGGAAGAGCUUUUUCAAAUCGUUAACAAGUCAAUAUCAGAUAUUGUGGGCAAGUGAAUUUGAUGUCACGUUAUGAACAAUUCCUUCCAACUGAGGAGGGGGCAGGGGGCAGGGGGAAUGAUAAUUUAUAUUACAGUGGCGCCAAUAUGACCUCCAUCAUGAUGAAAUUAACAAUCUUACUAUUUCAACUCAAAA
Alnus glutinosa is the source of this 699-nucleotide messenger RNA. RefSeq names its product protein CURVATURE THYLAKOID 1C, chloroplastic. The coding region runs from base 115 to 561 and encodes 148 amino acids. The transcript is spliced from 7 exons. Gene Ontology annotation, cellular component: chloroplast thylakoid membrane; thylakoid. NCBI's taxonomy places the organism in Eukaryota, Viridiplantae, Streptophyta, Magnoliopsida, Fagales, Betulaceae. The record is from RefSeq and is a predicted model, not a curated record.